AUGACCGACUCGGCCCAGCGCAACUUUCGCUCCCAGCUCUCCGGAUUUCGAUGGGCCAAUUCCGUCCAAGACGACUCGGCACAGCCAGCUGCCCAACAAUCAUCAAACCCAUUCGGAAGAGCAUGGAAUAGCAUGUCGGGGUAUAUACCUCUGAGAAACGAGGGAGCUAGUCAGGAGGAGGAGGCGUACUUUGCUCUGAGUAGAUGGGAAAGAUUCCUUGGAUUCCUGGCGUGUUGUGCUGGCGGUAUGGCCUGUUUUGGUAUCGCCUUCCUGUUCCUUCCGAUCCUGGCCAUCAAGCCACGGAAGUUUGCCCUCGCUUUCACCCUCGGAAGCUGUCUGUUCAUGCUGGGCUUUGCCAUCCUGCACGGACCGUGGAAUCACCUCAAACACAUCUUCUCCCCCGAAAGACUUCCCUUCUCUCUCGCCUACUUUGGCUCCCUCAUCCUCACCCUCUUCUUCGCUAUCGGCAUACGCUCUACCAUCGGUACCCUCGUGGCUGCGAUCAUCCAAGUGGGAGCGUUGUUGAGUUAUGUGGCGGCGUAUUUCCCAGGUGGACAGACCACGUUACGGCUGGGUCUUCAGAUGAUGUUGAGAGGAGCUGGGAAUCUGUUGCCCAUCUGA
Messenger RNA from Cryptococcus amylolentus CBS 6039, 621 nucleotides. RefSeq lists its product as hypothetical. Gene Ontology annotation, cellular component: membrane. The record is from RefSeq and is a predicted model, not a curated record. NCBI's taxonomy places the organism in Eukaryota, Fungi, Basidiomycota, Tremellomycetes, Tremellales, Cryptococcaceae. The coding region runs from base 1 to 621 and encodes 206 amino acids. Gene Ontology annotation, biological process: vesicle-mediated transport. The transcript is spliced from 5 exons.